Molecule: messenger RNA, 744 nt
Organism: Rhodamnia argentea
Lineage: Eukaryota; Viridiplantae; Streptophyta; Magnoliopsida; Myrtales; Myrtaceae
Product: sugar transporter ERD6-like 5
Exons: 9
Coding region: 48-455 (135 amino acids)
Biological process (GO): transmembrane transport
Cellular component (GO): membrane
Molecular function (GO): transmembrane transporter activity
Source: RefSeq, a predicted model, not a curated record
UGUUUGAACAAAGAUAUGCUUGUUCAUUCACAAUAGGACUUGGACUGAUGCGGCUUCAACAGUUUGGUGGAGCUAGCGCUUUCUCGUACUAUGCAAGCUCCAUUUUUGAAUCAGUUGAUUUUUCAAGUAGCAUUGGCACCAGGAGCGUGGCUUUUGUCUUGAUUCCAAGAAGGGCAAUUACCAUACUGUUGACUGAUAAAGCUAGACAACGACCGCUUUUGAUGGUUUCUUCUGCUGGAAUGUGCUUAAGCAGUUUAAUACUAGGAUUGUCAUUUUGGAUGCAGGAUCUGCACCAUGGCAAGGAUGUCAUUCCAAUUUUGGUUUACCUAGCUGUAUUGGCAUAUUCUGUAUCUCUCUCAUUCGGCAUGGCGGGACUGCCAUGGAUUCUAAUGUUCGAGAUAUUCCCAGUAAAUGUAAAAGGGAGAGUAGGAAGCAUUGUGACGUUUGCCCACUAGUCCUGCUCUUGGAUCAUGACCUACACUUUCAACCUCGUGUUCGAAUGAAGCGUGCCCGGAACAUUUUUCAUAUUCGCGGGCAUUUGUGGUUUAGCGAUCCUGUUUACUGCAAAGUUAGUGCCCGAGACCAAAGGGCAAGCCCUGGAAGAAGUGCAAGCAUCGCUUGUUCAUAUUUCUGCAGUGAGUUAAAGUAAUGUGAUCUUCUAUUUAGUCUAAAGACAUUACAAUUGCGCCUAGUGGGAUAUCGAAGGACACUUGUAGGAUUGACAUUUCGUUCCUGAUUGCAAAC